Diorhabda sublineata is the source of this 3578-nucleotide messenger RNA. Its product is annotated as facilitated trehalose transporter Tret1-like. Gene Ontology annotation, biological process: transmembrane transport. The record is from RefSeq and is a predicted model, not a curated record. The transcript is spliced from 2 exons. The coding region runs from base 22 to 1440 and encodes 472 amino acids. Gene Ontology annotation, cellular component: membrane. Gene Ontology annotation, molecular function: transmembrane transporter activity. NCBI's taxonomy places the organism in Eukaryota, Metazoa, Arthropoda, Insecta, Coleoptera, Chrysomelidae.
AAGCAUAGUUUAAAACUAGGUAUGAUAUCGACACACGAGAGUUUAGAAAUACCUGGUCAUCCAAAUACUAAAUCAAGAAAUACUCACAUAUUUCUUUAUUUUACAGCAAUCACAGCGGAUCUGUUACUGGUGAGCUUUGGCAGUGGAUUAGCAUGGACGUCUCCGGUGCUACCUAAAUUACAUUCUAAUGAUAGUACAAUAAAUCCUUUGGGGCAACCUAUAACGACAAUGCAGACUGCAUUGAUAGCGUUUAUACCACUUUCAGCGGGAUCAUUAACACACCUUUUUUGGGCAAUAUUACUGGACAAGAUUGGAAGAAAAUUGACUAUGAUUAUUAUUGCUACAAAUGCUUCGUGUGGUUUGUUAGGAAUAGCAUUCGCAUCAAAUAUUUACUUAUAUUAUAUUUGUCUCUGUAUAUUUGGAUGUAGUUUGAGUGGAGAUGUGGUCGCUGUGGUUGUUUACAACAACGAAAUAGCUGAUGACAUCAACAGAGGUAGGUUGGGCUGCUUAGCAGCCCUUUCUGUACCUUCCGGAAUGCUUUUCAGUUAUAUUUUUGGAUCAGUUACUAGUUUCAAAGUCUUUACUUUAAUUUGUGCUGGGCCAUCUUUUUUGUUUUUACUAGCAUCUCCAUUCUUAGUGGAUUGUCCAACUUUUUUGAUAACAAAACACAAAAGAUUUGAAGCUUAUAGAGCUUUGAAGAAACUCAGAGUAACUGAAUUUCAAGAAAGUUUAAUUUGGGAAUACGAAAAAAUAAAAAACACCGUGAUAGAAGGACGGACUGUAAGAGGGAACAAAUAUUGCACACGGGCUUUUAUUAGAGCUAUUCUUCAGAGUCUGUUGAGUCUUUUUGUCCAACAGUUGUCUGGGAUCUUGGUGGUUAAUUAUUACGUAGCUUCUAUUUUUAAUGAGAGUGGUUUUGGAUUAUCAGGGGAUUGUUUAGGAAUUUUAGUAGGUGUAGUUCAAAUUGUGACUUAUAUUAUAAUUUUAAUUUUAAUUCAGAGAAUUGGAAAAAGGCGACUUAUUCUGGUUUCGUCAUUAUUUUGUUCGAUUUCAAUGUUCUUUCUUGGAUUAUAUUUUUAUUUGAGUCAUAUAAAAUCGCCAAUAUUUGAUAGAAUUCACUGGAUAGCCAUCGUUUUUGUUAUUUUCUACCUAAUUAGCUAUGGAAUGGGACUGGGUGCUAUUCCUAUGGGGUUGGUUGGAGAGUUUUUUUGUGAAAAUACAAGAGCUAUAGGUUCUGCUUUGGUAUUCACAGUUUCUGACUCGUUAAUGGCUCUUAUUGUCUUCAGUUUUCCAAUAGUGUCUGAAACUUAUGGAAUUUAUAUUAAUUUUUGGUUUCAUUGCAUUGGGUCUUUAGUUGGUUGUGUAGGUUUGUUCUUUUUCUUUGUUGAAACAGAAGGAAAAUCAUUAUUGGAAGUUCAAAACAUCAUGAAAAAUAAUUAAUAAGAUAAUUUAUUACUCAUAGAUUCCUUACCAAGUUUCCAUAUUACACUGGGGAACAGCAUUAUUGUUGUCUUAGAUAUGUGACUUCCUUUUUUAAGUAAUUUUUUGGUUUUGAAAUUCAUAAAUAUAUAAAAAUAAAAUGAGAACCGAUCAAAUAUAUAAGAAUGUUUAAUUCAUGCGGACGUUAUUAUAUUUAAAUUUCGUUUAUACAAAAAGUAAUGAAGAAGAUCUUAAGGCAAAAAUGUUUGCUAGUAGCUCUUCCUGAGGUAUUCAAGUUGAGUUCAUUCUCGCUUGAUGCUCCAAUGAUAGUCAACCACCAUACUGAUAUCCCAUCUUGAUGGAGUCUGUCAUAAUAAUUUUUACCUACUACCAAUAUGUAAUAUCAAACAUUACGAUACUAAUAUGAGUUUCGUAAUGAGAUACUUUACCGCACUAGUGCGGUAAAGUUACUAGUGGAAUGAACUCAUGAAUAAAAAAUUAAACCUUAUUUAUUAUAGUAAUUAAACACAACACCUGUACAAUUAGUGAUGUUUAUUCCAGCUGACGUGGAGGCAGUUGAAGAAUUGUAGUUUUCAAUUUCAAUUGAAUUUUUUGUAGAAACGAUUCCGUUUCCGCUUCAAAAAAGCCAAUAGCUGUGAAUAUUUACUUAUGUCCACAUUUUUCUUCACAGAUAACAUUGCUCUCAGCACCAGUCUUCGAAUCGCUUAUAUUUUUUUUCGUAUCUAUUGCGGGCUUUAGCGGGUACUAGGGUUCGUAUUGCGUUAUUGCGUUAUCACAGUUUCAUAGUCGGAACUCAUAUCGAUACAAUUAUACCAAACUGAAGUGAACGCGUCAAAAUUGACAGUUCGCAAAAUAAAUCAACAAUGAGCGCAACGCUUGCUUGUUACAUGAUUCUAAUAUCAUUAAUUUAACGAAUAUUGACUAAUUUUGAGUAAAUAAUUAAUAUUAUUGGUAGUAUGUAAAAUAAUGUACUAUAUUCGUAUCGUAAAUUCAUAUUACGAUAUUCAAUGGGUUAUCAAAUUUCCCAUCUCAUUUAGUAAUAUGAAUCUUUACGACACUUAUAUCGUAAAUAUCUAUUCUGCUGUCAAGUGGCUGAUUUAAAAUGUGUAUAUUACCAAUGCUAGAGCUCUAAUGCUCUUCACACACAUAUAAAAUGAAGACUGGGUAUAUCUGUGUUGUUUGCCAAGACGAAAAGACCAUUUUAAGGUCAACACAGAUGAUCCCAUAGGUGUAAAUUGUAUCGCAGGCAAUAACUAUCUCCAUGUAUUCAUAUUUUUCGCGAAAAGGAAUUGAAUGGCCCAUUCAGACUAAACUGGAUAAUUUUUUAUUGUGGAGGAGAACGCACUUUAAGCUAAGCUUUAAGCUAUUUAUACACAAUCGCUAUUCAGUUGCGUAAUACUCUUUCAUUGAACUACAUAUGUUCUAGCAGUAUACGAAUUCGUUGUCACUUUGUACGCAGAAAUGCACUUCUCUGGAAAAAAAAUAAGUGACAUUCAAUAGUCAACUUAAAACUUAAAGUAGUAAUCACUUAUUGAUCUUUGUGAUCUUGACAAAUCAUGUGUUUCCUUAGCUUAAAUUCGUAAUUUCUGAAAACCAAGCUUGCAGACUUUGUGAAAAACCCAUAAUGAUUUAUCUUGAUCACAAAAUUUUACUUUGAAAUAAGCCAAAGAGGCUUGCUUGGUAAAAGUACUGAGUUUUUCCUUUGACUGGGAAUUGUCAAACUGCCACAUAUAGAACAAAACGAAUCGUGUCUUUCUAAUAAUUUACAGCAGAAGCUACCAGAGGAAGAUAUAAGGAAUUAAAUACUGUUAAUUUCGUAUUAUGACUCCCGCGUGACUUCCGUUCACUUGCAGUCGGAAAAAAUUCGCUUUUUGUGGUUCGCGAUUAAAUACUGCAAAUCGUAGUCCUAUGAGCAACAACUGUAAAAAAACUGACGUGAUAGGAAAAUUUACUAAAGUUUUGGCAUCGCCGUUUCUCCAAAACAGCAUAAAAGGCAAAAGAAAUUGACUUAAAAAUUGUUCCCCAGUGUUAUUAUAAGAUGCGUACUUCAAUACUUAUCGAUAUUUAUAAAUAAGGAUCAUAUUUAAAUUGUUUGAAUUGCUGUAAGAUUGUAUAUCUUAAUAAAUCUUUAUCCACAA